This is a messenger RNA of Aplysia californica (California sea hare), 1799 nucleotides long. Its product is annotated as verprolin. Lineage: Eukaryota; Metazoa; Mollusca; Gastropoda; Aplysiida; Aplysiidae. The record is from RefSeq and is a predicted model, not a curated record.
GCGUGCGAAGGUUCUGGGGAGCUGGCUCCAGACACGGAGAAAGGUCAGCACGAGGACGCGGCCGUGGAGAGAGAGCAGAAGGCGUGUGAGUCGGACUACGCGGAGAUAGGGGAGCCUCACCUGCCUCGCUAUACCGACAUAUUCAAGGAGGGAUCAGGAGAGGAUCCGUUUCACAACGCUAGUGCGCCACCUCUAUACUCGGAGAUUCCCCCUCGGCUGUACGCCAACACGACAGCUGUGCAAUCGGCGUCCACUCGUCCGGCAAACAAAGAGAGUAGCUGUGACGUUCACAUUGUGUCAGACUCUGUGCCAGAGAACGGGGCGCCCCCAGGAGCUAGGACCUCUGAGAGCAACACGAACCCAAAACUUUCUCAGACAGAAGAGAAAAAGUACUACAACAUGAAAGAAAAGAAAAAGAGGAAGAAAAAGAGUCGUGCGAGUAGCCGUGGUGGGGACGUGCGUGGUGGGGACGUGCGUGGUGGGGACGUGCGGAGAGAGGAGAGAGCUCAAGCAUCCGUGUGCAGCAGCUCAAAACCCAACAAACGGAACAGGAGGUCCAGUUCUAGUGUGGACAUGGAGCUCAUGGUGAAAAGUUCCAGUGCCUCGGAAACAUUUGGAAAAACAUCAGAGACUUCGUUAACCAAUGAAAAACGUCGCUCAGCGCCACCUGGGGUCCUGCCGGUGGCUAUCGGGGUCAUUCAUGCCCGGCCCCCGUGGGUCCCCACCAAAUCUCCGUCCUCGACGGGCGGCUGCACCACACAGACUCAGUGCGUCAUUCACGAAGCCCCGCCUCUUCCACCUCGCUGCCCGAUCAACUCGGCAAACUCCAAGCCAAGGACCCCCCCAGGGCACCCCCCAAGGUCAAACAGUCACCCCCCCGUCCCCCGCAGUCACCCCCCAAGGUCAAGGUCAAGCAGCAGUAGCGUGGCUCUCCCCAGUGUGCCAUCUGGCGGAGAGACGUAUCAGAACAGCCGGUUCCAGGCAGCAGACCCCAGUGAGGCUCCGACAAUUCCCCACGCCGCCGCCGAACUUCCGGCAGCUCCCAGCUGUAGGGGUCAUGACUCACCCCGGAGCAGCCCUGACCUCUGUGACACGGAGUGCGCUCACGCUGAGUACUCCAACGCGCCGUGUGAGCAGGACUCACUUCUGCGCACCACGUCAUGCCACUCGGGCUGUGGCAGCGAGCAUUCCUUCGAGGACUGCAGCCAGUGCUCGUACUACGACAAACUCAAAUGUACCACGGGCUCCGAGGGAGACCUGGCAAGUCUGCACACCUACCAGUGUCUCAACGGCAGUAGCCACGACUUGACCUUUGACUCAUCUAUCUCGGGCCAGUUCCCAUCCAAGUCGGAGACGUAUGUCAACGGAUCUGCUGUGCUGCUGUCUCAGAAGCAGAAGUGACCUUGAAAUGUUCACCUGGUAACCUUACGAUGCAAGCAUACUGUACAUACAAACCCAAUCUGUUAGCACCGACAUCGGACACACGUUCUCCUGGCACAUCUGUUUCUCUGCUCACGUAUCAUUUCAUCGACAGAUCUGCUUUAUUUCUCAUGUUGGCAAAGACAGAUCUGAUACUAUAAGUUAUUGGUUGUCUUGAACAAAACCCAGCCAAGCUGCUAAAACAUUUUCUGUGUCCAACAAUUCCAAAUACCAACUUUUGAAAUAGGAGAAUUUGAUGGCCAGCAUUCUGCUCGGUGCAUGAGUGGAAGCUUUCUCAAACAAAACCACUCUAUUGGUGUGUGUGUGUGUGUGUGUGUGUGUGUGUGUGUGUGUGUGUGUGUGUGUAUGUGUGUGUGUGU